This is a messenger RNA of Chiloscyllium plagiosum (whitespotted bambooshark), 1555 nucleotides long. RefSeq names its product galectin 2b. The record is from RefSeq and is a predicted model, not a curated record. Lineage: Eukaryota; Metazoa; Chordata; Chondrichthyes; Orectolobiformes; Hemiscylliidae. Gene Ontology annotation, molecular function: carbohydrate binding.
CAUAUAGGCUGUGGUUGUAGCAAUUGUUUCACAUGGUUAGUUGAAAGCUGGCUGUAUUUCAACCUUGGAGUGGUAAACAUAAAAGCCAGAGAUAAUGAGGACUGUCUUGGAAAUGUUUGAUGUUGACAUGAAGAUUGGUGACACCGUCAAAUUUAAAGUCUUUACUGACCCAGAAGCAGACAGGUUUGCAAUCAGCCUGGGGAAAGAUGACUCUACACUGGCAUUACACUUUAACCCAAGGUUCAAUGAUGAUCAGGACGGUAGAGUGAUUGUCUGCAACAGUAAAGAAGAUGGUGUGUGGUGCACUGAGCAGAGAGAGGAAACCUUUGUAUUUGAGAAGGGAGAGUGCUUUAAGUUUUCCAUUAUGUUCCUUGGAGUGAAGUUUGAGAUUAAGUUGCCUGACCAAGUUCUGGAGUUCCCUAAUCGCUCAUCUAUGGACACCAUGACAUACCUCCAAGUGCAAGGGGAUGUUCGAGUGAAGUCCCUGAAGUUUGAUUAUUGAUAUUUGCCUUGCAGAACUAAGACAAGGUUGAGGGGAUGUGAAUGUCUCAAAGGGGUAACUGCAUUGUCUGAACUAUCAACACUUUUUUUUCCUCCAAGUGGGAAUCACCCAGUCUGUUUGGAAGACCAACCCUCAAUGCUUAGCCCCUAUAUCUCUUGCAUAUUCAGUCUGCUUCCUAGUGACCAGUCCAUGCCUUUAAAGAUUACUGACUUGAUUCUCCUUGGACUGGAGAGUCUCUGGAGACCUUACUUGAGAAAGUUUGGCCAGAUUCUCAAAUGAAUUAGUCAGUGACUAUUCUGCUCAAAAGUAUGUAUGGCCAAGUUUUUGCAGACUGAUGCACAUUAGCACUUUUAAAAAAAAAAAUACACGAUCCUUGAUCAAGGCUACCUUAAUCCAACAAUGGGAAGAUUUAGCCACUGAAUGCAUCCCAUCUCCCACCCACCAAACCCCCCCUCCCCACUUUUUAAAGUUGGUUUUGAAGUGAGGCAGGGAGUUUUUGAUCCAAGCAAUGUCUGUGCCAGUUUCUUGCUGUCAAACUGCCCAUGUUCUUACUGAGGGCAGCCUGACCUUGGUGCUUUAGAUCCACAUUCAUGAACAAAUGAGUUAGUGUUAUUGUACCAUGAGGAUUAGUUCACUGAGCUAUUUCACUGUUCAAGUAGUAAUUUUUAUUAAACUUUUGUAAACUGAGUUGCCACCUGGCUGUGGGGAUAGGCCACUAAAAGAACUGAUUCCAGAUUGAGAAUUCAGAUGUUUGAUCUCCUGAAUAAAGUUGCUCAAGUUGAGAUUGUAUGUGAUUAUCACUCUUUGACCUGCAUAAUUGUGGCAAGUCUCUGCCUGCCUUAACCAGCUCUGACUGAGAUGUGAUCUGUAAAAGGGGCCUAGGCUUGCUUAACAUCAGCACAAGGCUGACAGUCCAGUGUAUGCUGGUUUGUGGAAUCUUUUGUGCAUAAAUUCUGCACUUAAUGUUUUAACACCACUGCAGUAGUAAAAUGCAUUGUUUUGGGACUGAACAACUGAACUCAAUUGCUAAUUAAAAUCUUGAUUCAAAUUUAA